Dovyalis caffra is the source of this 1116-nucleotide messenger RNA. NCBI's taxonomy places the organism in Eukaryota, Viridiplantae, Streptophyta, Magnoliopsida, Malpighiales, Salicaceae. The record is from the annotation of a GenBank genome assembly.
AUGGAGGUGGAAGGUCGAGAUACAACAGUAAACAUAACGGUGAAGUUCAGUGGAAGAUCAAUACCAAUUUCUGUCUCUUUAGACUCCAAAAUCAAAGACCUGAAAUCCCUCCUUCAACCUCUCACCAACGUUCUUCCUCGUGGCCAAAAACUCAUCUUUAAGGGGAAGUUGUUGGUGGAUGUUAUGUCUUUGAGGGAAUCAGAGGUCACGAAUGGGGCGAAGCUCAUGCUUAUGGCCUCUCAGGGCUUGCACCAAGGGGAUGGUCCAAUUCUAAAAGAUGCCAAGACUCGACCUAUUUCAAGGGCUAAUGCUGGCAGUAACAAAACGGUGAACGAAAAGUUUGGAGCUUUGCUUGAUAAGAACAGGUUAGAACGGUGGAAGGUUACUGGAGUUAUUGGAUUGGCUGAAUGCCACUUAAAGGCAAUACCUGAUGAAGUGUGGACCUGUGGACCUUCUACAAGAGUUCUUGAUAUCAGCAACAACUCCAUUCAAGACGUACCAGCCCAAAUUGGUUGUUUAAGUUCCAUGCAGAAAUUUUUGCUCAAUGGAAAUGGUAUACUGGAUGAAUAUAUUAACUGGAAAGGACUAACAUCUUUGAAGCAUCUAACAGUUUUGUCUGUCAGCCAUAACCAUUUAACCAUUUUACCUUCUGAAUUGGGUGCUCUGUGUUCACUGAGACAACUGCAUGUUUCAAACAAUAAGUUGAAUAGCCUACCAACGGAAAUUGGACUUCUCAUCAAUCUUGAGGUUUUGAAAGCCAACAAUAACAGGAUAAGCAACAUUCCUGUGUGUAUAGGGGACUGUACUUCUCUUGCUGAGGUUGAUCUUUCAUCAAAUCUUCUGACACAGUUGCCUGAUACAUUUGGUCAUUUGCUUAAUUUGAAGGCUUUGCAUCUAAGCAACAAUGGUUUAAAAUCCCUCCCUUCUACAAUAUUCAAGAUGUGCCUGCAACUUUCAACUUUAGAUCUCCAUAACACAGAAAUCACAAUGGAUGUUCUUCGUCAGCUUGAAGGAUGGCAAGAUUUUGAUGACCGCCGUCGUUCAAAACAUCAGAAGCAACUGGAUUUUCGAGUUGUGGGCUCUGCUGAAUUUGAUGAAGGUGCUGAUAAACUUUGA